This is a messenger RNA of Sebastes umbrosus (honeycomb rockfish), 2730 nucleotides long. It is a transcript of the gene tasp1, whose product is annotated as taspase, threonine aspartase, 1. The transcript is spliced from 14 exons. NCBI's taxonomy places the organism in Eukaryota, Metazoa, Chordata, Actinopteri, Perciformes, Sebastidae. Gene Ontology annotation, biological process: protein maturation. Bases 236 to 1513 code for a protein of 425 amino acids. Gene Ontology annotation, molecular function: threonine-type endopeptidase activity. The record is from RefSeq and is a predicted model, not a curated record.
AGCAACGUGUAUCUGAACCAGGAAGUACUCGAUGUCUGCUUUACUGUAGCUAGCUAGCUAGCUGCUGUUAGGUUAGCACCGAGGAGUUAAAGUUAGUCUCCGUUCAGAUUUACGAGUUCAGCUGCCGUUCAUGUGGACUAAACACAUGUCAGGUACCGUGGUGUUCAGCAGGCAGACCUGAGGAGCGGAAACAGUGUGCCAUGGAAAAUAUUUUCUUACCGCUGUCUGGUAGGCCAUGAUAGGCUUGUCAAGUUAUGCAGGGGUUAUGGAAAGUCUAAUGAAUUCUGCUGAAGAGCAGCAACCCUCCUCUCCCCUGGCUAACUCAUGGUCCAAAAAACAGGAAGCAAGCAAGAAUCAAAAGCCAGAAUGUGUUGGUGGAUUUGUUUUAGUGCAUGCAGGAGCCGGCUACCAUUCUGAAUCUAAGGCCAAGGAGUACAAGCAUGCGUGCAAAAGAGCCUGCCAACGAGCUGUUGACCGACUCAAAGCUGGGGCACUUGCGGUGGAAGCAGUGGCUGCAGCUCUGGUUGAACUUGAGGACUCUCCUUUUACAAACGCGGGCAUGGGCUCCAACCUUAAUUUGUCAGGGGAAAUUGAAUGUGAUGCGAGUAUCAUGGAUGGGAAAUCGCUGCAUUAUGGCGCCGUAGGGGCUAUUAGUGGUAUUAAGAACCCAGUCUUAGUUGCAAACCGUCUUCUGAGUGAAGCACAGAAAGGGAAACUAUCAGCUGGCAGAAUACCACCCUGCUUUUUAGUGGGGCGAGGAGCACACGAUUGGGCAGUCAGCCAUGGGAUACCACCGUGCCCUUCAGAGAAAAUGGCAACCAAGUUCAGUUUAUCUGCGUACAAGAGGAACAAGCGGAAGAUGGAGCUGGCAGAAAAAAUGGACAGCGGACAUAAUCAGGCAAAGAAAAGACGACAAUCAAGUGAAAAUGAAAAUGGGUCAGGGUGCCUCGACACAGUGGGAGCCGUUGUGGUAGACCUGGAGGGGAAUGUAGCUGCAGCAGUGUCCAGCGGAGGUCUGGCCAUGAAACACCCCGGCAGGGUUGGCCAGGCUGCUCAUUAUGGAUGUGGCUGUUGGGCUGAAAAUGCCUGUAAUAUGAACCCUUACUCUACAGCAGUGAGUACCUCAGGCUGUGGAGAGCAUCUGAUUCGCACCAUGCUGGCACGGGAAUGCUCUGCUGCCAUGCAGUCCGAAGAUGCCCACCAAGCACUGCUGGAGGCUAUGCAAAACAAGUUCAUCAGCUCACCCUUUCUGGCCAGCGAAGACCGUGUUCUGGGUGGAGUAAUCGUCUUGCGCUGCUGCAGAUGUGUGGAAGCUCAGCCAUCUCAAAAUAUUCAGGGUAUACUGGUGGAGUUCCUAUGGAGUCACACCACAGAGAGCAUGUGUGUUGGCUACAUGUCCGCCCAAGACAGCAAAGCAAAGACACACAUAUCCAGAUUACCACCUGGGACCGUUCCUGGACAGUGUUUGGCCAUCGAAGGAGGUGUGUGUCGACUGAUGAGCGUAGUGGAGUGAGCCGCAUUCGACCUCCUUCUCGGCUUCUUCAGCAAUACAAACCCUUCCACCCAACCACGAACACACACACACACACACACACUCACACCGCCCUCACCUCCCCACCACCUUUAUAAGCUUUAGCUGGUGCCCAGUAAGGAGGGAGGGGUGUUAGGUUCUACUUAGUGCACUUACAGGACUUCCCUUUGCCACUGUCUGCCUCCAGCAUGCACUCUAUACCAACUUACUCCUCCCCAAACUCUCCAGUGUCACCUGGAUUAGACUUGAUGCACCAUUGCCUUGAUGCACCACUUUUUCUGUUACUCUUUUCCUCUCCUACUCUUUUUUUCUCUUUGUAUAUAAGCUAUGAUUUAGGAAAACAGGGUGGAUGUUCAUGCUGUUUUGUAUCGCUGAACAGAUGUGACUAUUUUCAAGCAUUUAGGAAUUUCAAAUGCAAGACCUUAUUUUGUUCUUGAAAUACUUUUCAAGUUUAAAAAGAUGUCCGAUUGCACCUUGUGGAAUGUCUGCUAAUCAAGAUAAGUGUUAAUGAGUGAUGUUUUUUUUGGCUGUGAGAGUUGAACAUUCAUGAUAAAAGGAAUUUACAUCGCUAACACGUACAGAUCAACUUCCACGCACUCGUACACACACACAUUGUUAUUAAUCCUCUAGCAAGCAUACUGUAUAAUGUAGCAUAAUGUGCAUCUUAGAUCAUGAUGAAUUUUAUAACUAUUUCAGCCAUAGAAUGCUUUGCUUUGAUUGUUUUCAAAUGUGAAUACAUACAUAGCUAUUGCAUGUGCAGAAUCUACAGUAAGCCACUUUGUGUUGAGAUCCAGAAGCAGGAAGAAGAUAUGCUGAUACAUAUAGUGCUCAGGUAGCAGCAUUUGACCCCCACCGCCAAACCUGACUGUUAGUCAUCAUUUAAAAAUCACAAAUUAUAUUUGUAUAGUCACAUUGACAGAGACAUGUAUUUUCUUGCUUAAAAAACAAACUAAUUUAUGUAUAAAGCCCAUGAUUUGGUGCUGUUGAGAACUUGAAAUGAGUAAGGGGCUAAAUUUCUGUUGGGGUCGUCGGUUCCUCUGGUUUUGCUAAGAAUUCCAGUCUCGACAAAACCAUUAAAGAGCUUGUUUAUUCUUUACUUGAAAAUGCAACUAUUAUAAAAAGGUAUAAGCUAUGGGAAUGGUAAUAUGUGCACAGCUCUCUACAGUGCUCAAAAAGUAAAUAAAAUCUAUGUUGCUACA